GCUCUCCCUCUGUUUGUGUGAGGAGAAGGAGGGGAGAAACGGGCUCGGGCCCCGCCGCUGACACAAGGAGGAGGCGCGGCCUACCGACGCCGGGAAGCGGCCGCGGCGGCGAGGAUCGGGCCACGGUCCGUCUGGCUUGGAUUUCCUCGCGGGCGGGCGGGCUGGCGGCCGGCCGGCCGUGGCUCCCUUUAGGCCGAGAGGAAGGCGGAUGGCGGCAACAUCCGGGGCCUCUGGGGCGGCGAUCGUGGCCUCGGCGGUGGUCGUGGGCGCGGGAUCCGGCGCGGCCCCGGCUCUCUACGCCUGCACCAAGUGCAACCAGCGCUACCCUUUCGAGGAGCUCUCCCAGGGACAGCAGCUCUGCAAGGAAUGUCGUAUUGCGCAUCCCAUUGUAAAAUGUACUUACUGCCGAUCAGAAUUUCAGCAAGAGAGCAAAACUAAUACAAUAUGCAAGAAGUGUGCCCAAAAUGUGAAACAAUUUGGAACGCCAAAACCUUGUCAGUACUGCAACAUCAUUGCUGCUUUUAUUGGCACAAAAUGUCAGCGCUGUACAAACUCUGAAAAAAAAUACGGACCACCUCAGACAUGUGAACAGUGUAAGCAGCAAUGUGCUUUUGACCGCAAAGAAGAAGGAAGAAGAAAGGUUGAUGGGAAGCUGUUGUGUUGGCUUUGCACUCUGUCCUACAAGAGAGUACUGCAGAAGACCAAGGAACAGAGGAAGAGCUUAGGGCCUUCACAUUCUAAUUCUUCUACUGCAUCUAUUACUGAAAAAGACCAGCAUCAUUUGAAACACCACCAUCACCACCACCGUCACUCCCACCACCAUCACCACCACCACCACAGCGGCGGCCAUCACAAAAUCAGCAGUCUGAGCCCAGAAGAUGAUCAGGGAUUAUGGAAGCAGAGCCAUAAAUCCUCUUCAGCUAUUCAGAAUGAAACUCCAAAGAAAAAGCCCAAAAUGGAAUCCAAGCCAUCUAAUGGAGAUAGUAGCUCUAUAAAUCAGUCAGCAGACAGCGGAGGUACUGACAACUUCGUUCUAAUAAGUCAGUUGAAAGAAGAAGUGAUGUCACUGAAACGUCUCUUGCAACAAAGAGAUCAAACUAUACUGGAGAAAGAUAAAAAGUUGACUGAGCUGAAAGCAGACUUUCAAUACCAAGAGUCAAAUUUAAGAACCAAGAUGAACAGUAUGGAAAGAGCUCACAAGGAAACUGUAGAACAAUUACAGGCCAAGAACAGAGAGCUGCUCAAACAGGUUGCAGCAUUGUCAAAGGGCAAGAAGUUUGACAAGAGCGGGAAUAUGCUGACAUCACCAUAAGAAGAUGGCUGCUUGCACAGCUAUUGAUGUUGGAAAGGUAACAGACUCUGGGGAAACUCCGCAGAAACAAACCUUUUGGCGUGCAGAGUUGAUGGCCUAUUUCCUAUACCUUUUUGUAACUGAUAAUGCCAUGGGUGGUUUUGGUUUUGGUUUUGGGGUGUUUUUUUGGCAAAUAAAAAUCAUUUGGAUUAUUAAAGUACUUCAACAGGUUUGAAGAAGGCACACAUAUGAAUAUCAUGCAUACAUGCAGCCAUACAGAAGGAGGCAGCUGGCCAGUGCCUGGCGAUCAGUAAGAGUACUGUCCCUGGUAAUCCCGUCAUGCAAUAACAAAUACAUGAGCGGCAGCCUCUUGAGAGGGCAGUCCCCCAGCGCUCCUGUGUGCAGGCCGAUGGCUUUCAGUUGGACUUAAACAGGACCCCUGGGCAAGAGCAGGGCUUGUCUGGGAGCUGGACGAAUGUGUCUCAAGGACAGACUUUCAAUCUUAUCUACAUUCCAGCAGCAGCUAAUUUGAGACCGAGCAAGAGCACUGGAUACUUGGCAACUGUUCUUUGUCCUUCAGUCAGAAUAAGAGUGCGUUGAGGAUUAAAAUCAUGGUGCUUUUAUUACAAGAAGCUUAAACCUAUAAAUAUAUGUAAAAGAUUUUAACAGUUUUAUUCUUAGUGAUAACUGGUGUUUUGCAUUUCCUGUUAUAGAGAUGGAAAGAGAUUCUCUAUUGUAAGUACCAGAACAAAAUGUGUUUUUCUGAAAAUACGCCGUAGACUUCCUCCUGCAAGUGCCUUUUCUCCCAAUGGUUUAUUUAUAGGAAUGUUGGUAUUUGUAUAUACUUUUCUUUUUUCUUUAAUCAUGUUUAAAUGUUUCCUGGUAUGUAUAUAUUUAUAAAUGUAUAUACAGAAGAAUCAAAUGCUAAGAUCAAAUUGUUAGAAUGAUAGGGAAAGUGCUAAGUACUGGCAGGCAAUGAAUUUUGGCUAUAGAUACUGUAACAGAUGUGUCUGUGUAGAGAGUAUUUGUCUUAACUCUUGCUGUGCCUGACUUAAUGGAGGGGGGCUUUUAAACAGUAGGGCUUCUAAAAAUAGAGGAUUUAUUUUAUCUCAGUGCUGAUUUGCAUUGUAUUCUCAGUGAUGUGUUCUCAAUUGAAUGAUGAGGGAACAGUAUUUGAGCUAAUGUAACUCUUCGGAUAUUUCUUUUAAUAACAUUGCUUUGAACUGCAAUGCCAUUUUAAAUAGUUCUGUAAACAUGCCUUUUUUAUUUCUAUACAGUGAGAAAAUAACAGUCUACACUGAAAGCUUUAUGUUGUUAAGGGCGUUGUCACUCAGUAGUUCUGUGGCCGAUCAAGUGGGAGCCAAAAGAAAUGUCCCUGGAGGAGCCCGAAUGCCCAACACUGAGAAUUAAAACACCGAAAACAGCCGUGUAGUUAUAAAACCAUCACUGGCCCCAUAACCUUGGCUCAGUCUUUGCAGUCACGUGACGGUAAUGCAGGCUGAAGCACCAUUUGCACUAGAGGGAUAGAGUGAGAUGGAGUAGCACAUUCUCAUUUCCAAGUAAGAAUUUAAACAGGCAUGCCGUAGAUCAGUGGCUCUCAAACUGUGUUUUGGGGAGCCUGGCGUUCCAUGGAAGUAGAUCGGUAACAAUGGUGACCACUGCUACUGAACUUAGGUUGUAAUAUACCUGUAGGAGUUUGUUGAGUGUGUUCUACAGGCACUCCCAAUUUCUUCAGGGCAAAGACCUCUCAGCAUUGCACAAAGUAGCACACCCUGGAAUGUGUCUCCAAACCUUGUGUAAUGCACAGAAGUCUCUAGCACAGUGUUUUUUAAACUUGGCAACUGUAAGAUGUGGCAACCAGCAUGCUGGCUGGGGAAUUCAUGGCAGCUGAAGUCCACUCAUCUUAAAGUUGCCAAGUUUGAAAAACACUGCUCUAGCAGGUAAGAAGUAACUCUGAAAUAAGUAAGUUGGAAAUCAUGCCUUGGAUGUGUAAAGCUUAAAAACAGAAACCAAUAAUGCUUUGAUAUUUUUAUGGUUCUUUAUAGGAGAAUGUUGUAAGUUAUUAGAAAAGUUAAUGACCAUUCCAGAAAAUACAGUUUCAUCAACCUAACAUUAAGACACUUUUUUCUAUUAAAUGGAAAAUCCUGUUGAUAAAAGGGUGCUCAAGUUAUUAUCACAGGAAUUGCACUUCAGCUAGCCUUCAUGUUUUGGGGCCUUUAGCUACCGGUUUUGGGAGGGUUUGUUCCCAAGAGACUACUGAAUAAUUGUAAUUUGAACAAAAAAAAAAAAAGCUGCUUUCUACAAUAUUGAGAAUUUUUUAUUUUUUGUAUACUAAAGAUGAACUUUGUAAAUUUAUAAAUACAAUUUGCUGAUCUUACAUAAUUAUAUAGAUAGGGUAGAAUAUUCUUUUGCUAUCCUGUUGAAUUGCUUAAUCAUUCAGACUUUUUUUUAAUUGCUGACUUCCAUUUCAGAGUAUUUUGAUACUUUUUGAAUGACUACCUGUUACUGGUGGACUUGUUUAAAAAGAAACUGGUCAAAACUUUUCACAAGAAACAUAAUGACUUUCUGAUCAAGGCAUUGUCACUGAAACCUGUUUAUGCUGCAAUAGAAACAUUCUAGAGGAAGAAAACCAACAUUCUGGUUCUUAAAUACCAGAGCUGUAGAAAAUCCCAUUUCAAAACAUUUACAAGACUUUACUGUGUCUAAAGAGAAACUUUUUUUUAUUUUUAAUAGUGGUGUUUCAAAGGCUGGAAACUAGCAAAUGAAAUGCAGGGGAUUUGGGUGGUUUUCACAAUGAGUUUGGUUUUAUGUAGACUCCCAAGAUGAUACAUUAUAAUGUGCAUUUAAAUUGGUUUUUCAAUAAUUGGCAUCAAACAAGAAAAAUCCCUUGGGCUUGAAUUAUUUAUGUACUUUUAGCCUGUGAAUAUCGCAUUUUUUUUUUUAGUUAAAUGUCUAUCUCCAUUUUGAGGUGAGGCUGUUCAUCUUACUUACAUAUGUAUAUUGUGUUGAAAUUCUGUACUGGCACACAUUUGACAUUUUUGUACUUUUUCUAAAUCCAAUAUUUCACAAUAAAAGCUUGUUAAAACAGCAGUAUGCCUCUCAAUCAGUAACUGCCCAUUUAGUUCCAAAACUGGGCAAAGGGAUAAUUUUAAUCUGGGGUUUUGACCAGCCUUUUCCAAACUGAUGCUUAUAAACCUUAUCCAUCCUAGCCAACAUCUUGUCUGUGUUAUAAUUUGUAUGUGUGUUUCACAGAUUGCCUGUAAUGAAUAAACUUUUAAAAUCAUAAAUGAAA
Molecule: messenger RNA, 4583 nt
Organism: Candoia aspera
Lineage: Eukaryota; Metazoa; Chordata; Lepidosauria; Squamata; Candoiidae
Gene: FAM76B
Product: family with sequence similarity 76 member B
Exons: 10
Coding region: 209-1312 (367 amino acids)
Cellular component (GO): nuclear speck
Source: RefSeq, a predicted model, not a curated record